Pseudoliparis swirei is the source of this 3377-nucleotide messenger RNA. RefSeq names its product dynein, cytoplasmic 1, intermediate chain 2a-like. Gene Ontology annotation, biological process: transport along microtubule. Gene Ontology annotation, cellular component: cytoplasmic dynein complex. Bases 111 to 2063 code for a protein of 650 amino acids. Gene Ontology annotation, molecular function: dynein heavy chain binding; dynein light chain binding. The record is from RefSeq and is a predicted model, not a curated record. The transcript is spliced from 17 exons. Lineage: Eukaryota; Metazoa; Chordata; Actinopteri; Perciformes; Liparidae.
UGCUUCUUUUUCAGCAUCCUCGGUCUCCACCAUCGCUUCCCUUCGGGCUUAACGCCAGAAACCGGAGUUCGUUGUCAUCUGUCUACGUCAACCUAAUAUCUGAGACCAGUAUGUCUGACAAGAGUGAGCUGAAGGCUGAACUGGAGAGGAAGAAGCAACGGAUCGCGCAGAUCCGAGAGGAGAAGAAGAGAAAAGAGGAGGAGAAGAAAAAGAAGGAUGGAGACGCAAAGCGAGGAGCUGAGGCGGGAGGGUCCUCAGGUGGUCAUGAAGACUCUGACCUGGAGAGGAAGAGGAGGGAGGCGGAGGUGCUGCUGCAGAGUGUCGGCAUCAACCCCGACAUACACCACGCUCAGCCCCUGAGGGUAGUAACAGGAGAUACAUGUCUGUUUCACUACCUAGUCCCUGCCCCCAUGUCUCCCUCCAACAAAUCAGUGGGCAGCGAUGCAGGAAGCCAAGAUUCUGGGGAUGGAAACGCAGGACCAAGGACAUUGCAUUGGGAUCCUGACCCCUCUACUCUGCAACUGCACUCCGACUCUGAGCUGAUGGGACGUGGAGCCGUGAGGCUGGGCAUGUCCAAAUUGACCCAAGUGGACUUUGCCCCGAAGGAAUUAGUGUCCUAUUGCAAAGAAACACAGACAGCCACGGAGGCACUGACGCACACCGAUCAGAAAGCAGAUGAGGAAGAGGAUGAGGAGAUAACUGCUCGCCCAAUUGGAGAGGAUGCCCAGGAGGAGAAAGAUGAACAUGGCGAACAGCAAGAAGAGGACACUGCCAAAGAGCUGACAGAAGAAGAGAAGCUGCAGGUCCUGCACUCCGAGGACUUCCUGUCAUUCUUCGAGCGAGGCAGCAGAAUUGUGGAGAGAGCUCUCGCUGAGCGUGUGGACGUCUGCUUCGACUACAGCGGCAGAGAUCUAGAGGACAAGGAAGGUGAUUUGCAAGCCGGUGCAAAACUGGUUCUCAACCGACAGUUUGCAGAUGAGCGCUGGACUAAAAACAGAGUGGUCACCUGUCUCGACUGGUCACCUCAGUAUGCAGAGCUGCUGGUGGCCUCGUAUAACAACAAUGAGGAUGCUCCCCAUGAGCCUGAUGGAGUGGCACUGGUCUGGAACCUGAAGUACAAGAAGGACACACCCGAGUACAUCUUCCACUGCCAGUCAGAGGUGAUGUCAGCUGGGUUUGCAAAGUUCCACCCCAACCUGGUGGUGGGUGGGACUUACUCGGGACAGAUUGUCUUAUGGGACAACAGGAGCAACAAGCGCACCCCUGUUCAGAGAACUCCGCUGUCUGCAGCUGCACACACACACCCGGUUUACUGUGUGAACGUGGUCGGAACCCAAAAUGCUAACAACCUGAUCAGCAUUUCCACCGAUGGCAAAAUGUGCUCCUGGAGCCUCGACAUGCUCUCCCAGCCACAGGACAGUCUGGAGCUGGUCUUCAAACAGAGCAAAGCGGUGGCCGUCACCUCCAUGGCCUUUCCUGUGGGCGACGUGAACAACUUUGUGGUGGGGAGCGAGGACGGCUCGGUCUACACGGCUUGUCGCCACGGGAGCAAGGCGGGGAUCACCGAGGUGUUUGAGGGCCAUCAUGGUCCGGUGACCGGGCUGAGCUGCCACAGUGCUGGAGGACCUGUGGACUUCUCUCAUCUCUUCAUCUCCUCCUCUUUUGACUGGACUGUCAAACUCUGGAGCACGAAGAGCACACGUCCAUUGUACUCGUUCGAGGACAGCUGUGACUACGUCUAUGAUGCCAUGUGGUCUCCAACACACCCGGCUCUGUUUGCCUGUGUGGACCUGGCCGGACGGCUGGACCUGUGGAACCUCAACAAUGAUACAGAAGUUCCCACCGCCAGUGUGUGUGUGGAGGGCGCUCCGGCAUUGAACCGCGUUAGAUGGGCUCAAUCUGGUAAAGAGAUUGCCACCGGGGACUCCGAGGGGCAAGUGCAGGUCUACGACGUUGGGGAGCAAAUCUGCGUGCCGAAGGCCGACGAGUGGACGCGCUUCGUCAGGACGCUGGCUGAGAUCAAUGAGAGCCGAGAUGAAGCCGAGGAACUGGCCAACGUCUGAUGCUAUAAAGGCCACACUGACCACUGCUCAUACAUUUCCUUCUAGUACACUACGCCACCUAUAGCACACGGCUCGACACUGCCAGAGGAGCAGCGCUCUCCUCCCUCUGGUUUCCAACUUUUCCACCUGUACAUGAAUUGGCCUGAGGAGAUUUGCAGAGCUAGAAUGGAUAGAAAAGAUUUCGAUGUGUUUUUAAAUGCGGGAGUUUUAGAGGACAAUAAAUGUCACGUGGAGUAGAACAGAAACAGUCAAGUGGUUGAAAAUUAACGGCAAAGGAAAACACGGAAGUGAUUUUCAGCCUGGGUGUGACUUCUAGCUUUGAGAAGAUCCUCAGGGCUCCAGAAGCUGCUCUUCUCCUGAGGCCUCAACCAAAUCAGCCCUUUUUUUAAAUAUGCAAACCUUUGUACUUGCACCUUUUUAUUACCAUUUGAGUGUUUUUACAUGUUUUAAUAUUUUCCAGACACGCUUGUGCACAUGGCUGGCGAAGUGAUUCCGUCGAGCUAAAAGAAAGAAAACGUCUCCAUCUGAUCCACUUUAUCCUCAACACUUGAAUCUGAUGAUCAAAACAGCGACUGUGGUUACACGUGCACUCUGGCCUGUGCAGAAGUGUGUCAUUCUUACAUUUCAACCACGACGGUAUUUAAUAUUUAUUCUGGUGGUUGCUCUUAUUUAAAUAUGUUAUGUAUGGUUUCUAAAAUGCUGCUUUGUACUAAAAGCUUUAGUACAUUACUAAGAUUACUACACGCUUUUUACCAGGCAAAAUCUGUUUCUACACUUGCCUUGAAUUUAUUGACACUUAUGAUUUAAAAAUGUGAUUUCUGUACCAAAGGUUAUUGUUUUAUACUCUGUGCCGUUGUAAAUGAGUACAACAGUUUCCUGACCGUUCCUCUUUAUGAGGAUCUAAACAUUUAGUUUUACCAGGCGGUGCAAAGCUGAGGUUGGAGGCGAAUGUAGCUUUAACCACAGAACAUGAAUCCAGUUUCAUUCUUUUCCUUUUCCAUCCGAUCGUUAAUUCCCUCCAGUAUGCAGCUGUCCAACCUCAGCAAACUGGGAGGAGUGUCAGCCUCUAACACUUCUCUUUAUGUAUCAUAUGAGCGCUGUUGCUUCCAUAUUUGAUGACAUGAUACAACAUGAAGAUCAGUAUUCUGCAUUGACUAAUUGUACUGUACUCUUUCCUGUUACUGAUACAGUUAAUGGUUGCACUUUUCCAAUGGAAUAAAACUCACUCAUUGGUCAAAUUAAAACCAUAUGGAUGAUUUAUUUCAAUAAAAUACAGUGACCGAGUUGAGAUACAUUAAAUGUAUUAAUACCUAA